CGCAACUUUCAAAAUAUUAUUCGAACGUUUCAUGUCCGUGGUUUCAUAUUAACGAUUUUUUAAUCAAUCAUUUCUCGUUGCCGGCACGUCGUAAUGGAAUUACUGGUGUAUGCCAGCGCUAGAUAGUAAUGCUGAGAAUUAUUUCACCUCUUGCAGCCAACAGAUGAGGUGAGUGGACAUACAAAUCAAUGGGAAUAGUUGUAUAUCCUGACUUUCCGGCGUCGCGUCGAUCAGGUCACCUUCAAUUACCUCUGAUACACGUGGCAUUAUCAGGUCAUUGACAGCAGACCGCACUGUCUUUAUCCAGGAAAGUUUUCUUUUUCAUGUUUACAUUACAUGUAGACGAUAACAGACGCCUGUUAUCUUGACACAGUGGGUAUUGAGUACCGCUGAUGACGCUUGUAACCUCAAUUAGUCCGGGCUUCAGCUGGUAACAGCAACCGAGUGCAGGAAAGAGGCGUCUCCUCUGCCUCAAAACUCAAAGUGCUACAGUGGCAUAGUUUGAAAAUACAGUAUAUGAUUACUGCUACACCAAUUUUUACUACAUCAAUUUGAUAAUAAUGAUUUUACGCGGCUUAUUACUACUGUGCUAUUGUGCAACAAGCUAUUCCUAUCAAGCCGACAACUACGUCGUAAUGAUGAACAAUGACGAUGUCGAACAAUGGAACAAAGAAACUUCGCAAAAGGAGAUGAAUGGAUUCCUUGAAGAUGAGCCUCGAGACAAACCAUAUCAAGCAACCUGGGACAGUCUGGAUAGACGACCGAUACCAGACUGGUAUGAAGAUGGGAAGAUUGGUGUUUUUAUUCACUGGGGUGUUUUUAGUGUACCUAGUUUUGGAUCUGAAUGGUUUUGGAAGAAUUGGAAAUCUGAAUCUGGUAAAAAGUAUCAGGACUUCAUGAAAGCGCACUAUGCACCUGACUUCAGUUAUCAAGAAUUUGCUCGUGACUUCACUGCAGAAUUUUUCAACGCUACACAAUGGAGUGAACUAUUCAAGGCAGCUGGAGCUAGGUAUGUCGUACUGACGAGUAAACAUCACGAAGGCUUCACCUUGUGGCCAUCAAAGUACUCCUUCAGUUGGAACUCUGUUGAUGUUGGACCACAUAAGGAUCUCGUAGGUGAUCUUGCACAGGCUGUAAGACAAAAUACAGACCUGAAAUUUGGUCUGUAUCAUUCAAUGUACGAGUGGUUCAAUCCCAUGUACUUGAAUGACAAGAAUAACAACUUUGAAACAGAUACCUUCGUUACUCAAAAGAUAUACCCUGAGCUUCUCGAACUUGUCAAUAAUUAUCAUCCAGAGGUAAUCUGGUCUGACGGUGACUGGGACGCCUCGGACACAUAUUGGAAAUCUAAGGAAUUUUUAGCCUGGUUGUAUAACGAUAGUCCUGUCAAAGAUACAGUUGUAGUUAACGAUCGAUGGGGAUCUAACAUUCCGUGCCAUCACGGUGGCUACUACACCUGUACAGAUCGUUAUAACCCAGGUGUGCUCCAGCCACACAAGUGGGAAAAUUGCAUGACUAUUGACAGGAAUUCUUGGGGAUUUCGAAGGAACGCUGUUCUGGCUGAUUACCUUUCACUGAAGGAGUUAGUACACGAACUGGUAGUAACUGUAAGCUGUGGCGGAAAUCUGCUUAUGAAUGUCGGACCGACUAAAGAUGGCAUUAUCGCACCCAUUUUUGAGGAAAGGCUUCGUGGUCUAGGUGCUUGGCUGGCAGUAAAUGGAGAAGCGAUUUAUGGCAGCAGACCAUGGAGCGUGCAAAAUGAUACGACGACCGGAGAUGUGUGGUAUACACAAAGUGCGAAUAAGCAAAACCUUUAUGCCACCCUUCUGAGCUGGCCCAAGUACGACACUUUAUGUUUGGGUGCAAAGGAAAUACCUGACAAUCCUCAAAUAUUGCUACUUUCUGAUAGUGUGAAACUGAAGUGGAAAAAAGUUGGUGAAACUAUUUGCAUAAGUUUACCUGCAGACGCCAACAAAGGAGAACCAGCAUGGACACUUCGUUUUCAAAAAAAAGAAUAAACCCGAAGUGAAUUAAAAUAUAUAGCUAUUUUAUAUUUACAGUGAUGUAUUUUGAGUAUUAACUGUGAUUAAUUAUAUUUUUCCUACAAUAUUUAAAAAAAAUUACGAAUAAACUGCGUAAAAUUGAA
Neodiprion fabricii is the source of this 2146-nucleotide messenger RNA. RefSeq names its product alpha-L-fucosidase (gene Fuca). Gene Ontology annotation, cellular component: lysosome. Gene Ontology annotation, molecular function: alpha-L-fucosidase activity. Bases 561 to 2018 code for a protein of 485 amino acids. The record is from RefSeq and is a predicted model, not a curated record. Gene Ontology annotation, biological process: glycoside catabolic process; fucose metabolic process. Lineage: Eukaryota; Metazoa; Arthropoda; Insecta; Hymenoptera; Diprionidae. The transcript is spliced from 7 exons.